Messenger RNA from Pezoporus flaviventris, 2013 nucleotides. RefSeq names its product tryptophanyl-tRNA synthetase 1 (gene WARS1). Gene Ontology annotation, cellular component: cytoplasm. The record is from RefSeq and is a predicted model, not a curated record. Gene Ontology annotation, molecular function: tryptophan-tRNA ligase activity; ATP binding. The transcript has 12 exons. NCBI's taxonomy places the organism in Eukaryota, Metazoa, Chordata, Aves, Psittaciformes, Psittacidae. Gene Ontology annotation, biological process: tryptophanyl-tRNA aminoacylation. The coding region runs from base 282 to 1703 and encodes 473 amino acids.
AAGAGCUCUUCUACCACCGUUGUGGGCGAUGUAGAGGAGGGUCGUUUAGUUGGUGACUCUAGAAAGUAGAAAGACAGUGGGAAGCAAUGGUUCCGCGGGCAUGCGUUUCCCAGCCGGGAGGGUUAAAUAUCUUGUGCUCAUGAAAAAGAGGAAAACGCUAGUAUCCAAAUAAAAGAAUUUUUCCUUGUUGUUGCUGCUGUUUGGAAUCUACAAGCCAAAGAAUUGGAAGACAAUAAAUUUACUUGAAUUGUAAAUAAGCAAGUCUUUUGCAGUCUGGCAAAAUGGCUGAUAGUCCAAACUGUGAUUUGAAAUCUCUCAGUCCGCUCCAGCUGUUUGAAAGAGUAACUGAACAAGGAGAGAAAGUCAGAGCACUGAAAGCAGGAAAAGCACCAAAGGAUGAAAUUGAUGCAGCAGUGAGGAUGCUAUUAUCGUUAAAACUGUCAUAUAAAUCAGCAACAGGACAAGAUUAUCAGGCAGGCUUGCCUCCAAGAGAUCUUGUAUUAAUAAGCAAUGGAACAGCUAAAGAAGAGGAUGAAGAUUUUGUGGACCCCUGGACAGUGCAGACUUCAAAUGCUAAAGGCGUGGAUUAUGAUAAACUCAUAGUUCGGUUUGGCAGCAGUAAAAUUGACACCGACCUGAUCAAUCGAAUAGAAAGAGCUAUUGGGCAAAAACCUCACCGCUUUCUACGUAGAGGAAUCUUUUUUUCUCACAGAGAUAUGGACCAAAUCCUUGAUGCUUAUGAAAAUAAGAAGUCCUUUUACCUUUAUACAGGCAGAGGGCCGUCCUCUCAGGCAAUGCAUGUUGGUCAUCUUAUCCCAUUUGUGUUCACAAAGUGGCUGCAAGAAGUAUUUGAUGUUCCCUUAGUUAUACAGUUAACUGAUGAUGAGAAAUAUCUAUGGAAGGACAUGACAACUGAGAAGGCAUAUGAGUAUGCUAAAGAAAAUGCAAAAGACAUCAUUGCAUGUGGUUUUGACAUCAAUAAAACCUUUAUAUUUUCUGAUUUAGACUAUUUGGGGACAAGUACUGGAUUCUACAAAAAUGUUGUCAAAGUUCAGAAGCAUGUUACAUUUAACCAAGUGAAAGGAAUCUUUGGCUUUACAGACAGUGAUUGCAUUGGAAAGAUCAGCUUUCCUGCUAUUCAAGCCGCUCCAUCCUUCAGUUCAUCAUUUCCACAGAUAUUCAAUGGCAAGGAGAACAUUCAGUGUCUUAUCCCAUGUGCUAUCGAUCAGGAUCCUUAUUUUAGAAUGACCCGGGAUGUAGCACCUAGAAUUGGACAACCUAAGCCAGCCUUACUGCAUUCAGUCUUCUUCCCAGCCCUACAAGGAGCACAGACAAAAAUGAGUGCUAGUGACCCUAACUCCUCCAUCUUCCUCACAGAUACACCCAAACAAAUCAAGACAAAGAUUAACAAGCAUGCCUUCUCAGGAGGCAGAGAUACCAUUGAAGAGCAUAGGAAGUACGGAGGUAACUGUGAUGUUGACGUGUCUUUUAUGUACCUGACUUUCUUCCUAGAAGAUGAUGACAGGCUUGAACAACUGAAGCAGGCAUACACAAGUGGGGAAUUGCUCACAGGGGAGCUGAAGAAGGUACUCAUUGAAACACUGCAGCCCUUGAUAGCAGCUCAUCAAGAGAGACGGAAGCAUGUCACAGAUGAAAUGGUGAAGCAGUUCAUGACUCCUCGGAAGCUGGCCUUUGAAUUUUGAAGAAAUGUGUAUGUAACUUAUCACCUGAUAAAACCAAGAAUAACUGUUGUCUUCUGUUGUAUGUCAUCACUCCCUACUUACGUACAGCCUGCAAUCAGUGCUUUAUAAAUACUGCUGUUAAUGUGUUAAUUAACGUGUAUGUCAGAGUACAGGAAAAGUUUAAAAUAGGAACUUGUAUCUAUUUAAAAUCAGAAUACACAAGCUAGAAUUGCCCAAUCUUGCAGAAAAGCAUGUCUUUCAGCACAACAUUGUUAUUUUAUUGUAUUUCAUGUUGAAAAUAUAAAAUAAAAGUUCCAUUUUGAUGAUAAAA